UUUCAAUCUUUCUAAUCUCGUGUUAUACUAAGGCUUAGAACUUUAUUCUUAGAAAAUUGUUGUGAUACGCGGACAUUCGAAGCGGAUUUUUACAGGAUAAGAUAACUAGAUCUUGAAAAACAUUAUCGUGGUGCAGCGAUUUCAUACGAGCAGCUGUGUGGUCAUUAGACUUCGACUUAAACAAAAAAUAAGAAAGUAAACAUGUCUGUAACCGGAUUGCUACUUGAUGUUUCUGGUUCAAUGAAGAAUAACAUUGGAGGCGGUGUUGAAGAAGACGGCAAGCCGUGGGCACAAUCUAUUUUUUGCGCUAUUGAUGACCUUAUCAAACAUGAUCUUACGUCUGAGAAUCGAAUUUUUGCUAUAGGCUUUGGUGCAGAACAAACUGGCAGCCAGGUAUUUGAUAUUAUCUCAACACUUUAUGGGGACACGAGUAUGAUGACCACACAUGAACAGUCGGUUGACAAUGCACCUGCAAAGCGUGAUGACAUCAAUAAUAUCCUAGAUAUUCUCGAGCAGCAUGGAGCCCGCAACAUACGCACAUGGGUCUCUGUUGAGUUGAUUGAAAAAGUUAUUGAUUCACAUUUAAUCGCAAUAGCUUUGGACAGACUCAUGUCUGAGGAAGAAUUUCCAUCCAUAUUUGUACAAGAUAUUUUACCACCUGGUUGUCGGAAUAAAAGUCCAGCUUUUUGGCCAGCCGAAAUGUUUGAGGAUUUGGGUGUAUUUGCUUUCAGUUAUAUAGUACCGAAAGCUACGGAAAAGGAUAUCAAAACCAUUGUGGAAAAAACUGUCAAAUAUUUCAAAUCCAAGAAACGUUUGGUGAACGUGGGAUCUCACUCUAUAUACAGCGUGCAAGAUGCUUCCCGCAUUAUCCGUGGUUGCGUUGGUGAAAAGGAAGUUAGCGAACUUUCUGAGGAACGCAAAAAAGAAUUGCUUGAACAAAUCGAGCCGUAUAUUUAUGGAGGAACCCCGUUAUUCGAAUCCCUCGAGAAAGCAACAAGACUUUUUGAACAAACUACUGCUGAGAACAAGCUGCUUUUUGUGCUGUCAGAUGGAGAACCUGCAGACGGCAGGCAUUUUCUCAGUGUGGAGCAUUUCACCUCCAGAUUAGCACGAGCUGGCGUAUACAUAGUAUCUUGUUACAUCACAGAAACCACAGAUAUUUCUGCAAAGCACUUGUACGAUGAGAUGGAUGGUAAUUGGGAAAUUGGGGCGAAGUUUCUGUUUUCCUUGAGCUCUAAACUGCUUACACAGGAUCUGCCACUGGGAUUCCUAAUCAAGAAUGAUUGGAAGAUCGACAUCGACAAGAAUGAAACAAACUUGUUUAUUCAAGCCAAUCAUCCUGAUAACCUAAGGGAAGCAUGUAGAAUGGCCAAAGAAGUUGUCGGUUCGGCUGACACAUUAUCUGAAUUGCUAGUAUCUGUUGACCUCGACAUCUACAUUAGAGAUUGCACGAGAGAUAUGGAGGCGGAGGAGCAAAUCUUAAAUCAAAAUACUUGCUAUGCGUUUGCGUCAGCUGCUGUGCUUCAUUUAAGAAUGCAAGGAGUUUACGGUCCGGAGGGAGUUUAUCCUGAGUUUGACAUGUUGAAAGAUGAAAUGAUCGCAGCCCAUGGUGUCAAUGGUGCUAACACCGGUGAUGUUCUGCAAAAAAUAUGCGAGAAGUAUGGUUUUAAAUGCGAAAAAGUCUUCAAGGUUAACAAAGCAAAGAAAGCCAUUGUCGAGAAGCGUCCUGUGGUAGCAACAUUUCAUCUGCCAAAAAAGAAAAUGAAGAGCUUUAAAGAUUACUUUCGCAAUAACCCAACAGGUAUACUGACGCUGAAGGAGAUGACGAACGCUGAUACUGAAUCUUCGGACAAAACCUCGCCUCCUACCAUUGGUCAUGCCGUCGUUUUGACCAGCUACAACAGCAAAUGCUUGAAAUUUAUGAAUUCCUGGGGACAAGAGUGGGGUGAUAAUGGAUUCUUUAGAGUGGAAAAUGCAGAAGUGCUUGGUGAUAAGCUGGAAUUCUUUGACGUUUCCUGGGAUUGGGACAAAGCGACUGAAGGAGAAAAGGAGUAUUACCGGAAACAUGCUGCUGAAGUAGCUGCAAAGCUGAUGAGCUCGUUGAAAGGUUUGCAAAACGCAGAAUACACGUGCCCAAAAUGCGAGAAAAAAUCGUUAGUUACCGAGUUUGAAGGAACGUUGUCGAAAGCCCUUUGCCCUAAAUGCCAGAGUGAAUUUUCUACGAAUGAUAAAAAGGGAAACAUCGUCGCACUAAACGUGUACUUGGCAUCUUUGAGCAAUUGAACGUGCUCUCUUUAAAUUACAAUUGAUGAUUGCAUAAGAGAAUGACUGUAUUCCAAUAAAACUUAUAUGUUGAAGCACUUUAUUGGGAUUUACAUUAUUAGUAUACAAGCAUGUGUAGGAGCAUACAUACCGUUUUCUGGUUUUCAAAAAUGAAAUUAAUAACCACACAAAGACUGCAUUCACGACCUUAGUAACGUUUCGGCAACCAGUCUAGUGUCUUCAUCAGAGGUGAUCUGAUGUUGAACGUUGAACCUAUAUAUGCCCCAACAUGACGUCAUCUGCCAGUGAGAUGUAAGUAGCUUCCGGACCGUCAUCUCUUUCAACAUCAGAUCACCCCUGAGAAUCCAAGAUCGGAGUGCGGCGAUGACUUUCAUUUUUUAAAACCAGUGUAGCGAUUAUUACGGACUUAAAUUCAAAUACUUUUUGUCCAAGAUUGCAGUAUAAAGCCGCGUUUACACUACGUGCUUUGAUAUGGCCUGGACCAAGCCUAGGCCUAGAUGUGAACGUUAAUUGUUUAUCCGCCUUAGAACGGACUGGACCUGACCUGGGGCAAGAUUUUGGCAAUGUGCACAGGCUUUCCUGACAAAUUUUGAACUUAAUAGUUAUACUAUGAUUUGUGUAACAUAUAUAUAUAGUAUAUUACCACUUUUCGGCGUGUUUUGGGUCUUCUUCCAAGUAAUUUGUCAAUUACUUUGGCUAUCCGAUAUCAGCUACAAGGAAAACAGUGUGAACGUGGCACAUAUUACCUAGACUUGUCGAUCCUAGUCCUGGUCCAGGUCUGAAGUGUAAAUGCGGCUUAAAAUUGAUUAACGCGUUUACAAACAGGUCGUAUCGAAGCUUACUUGGGGGAGUGUGUAAUUAUUCUUUUAAUCAGUCUUAUGCCCGAAUGAUUGUCGUGAAAUAAACAAGUGAGGAACAAAAAUCUAAUCAGCAUUGGCAGAUGAUAAGCAUAUUCAAUUCAAAAUCAGUGAACCUGUGGGCAAAUACGAUAGAUUUGUAAAGUCAGGGUGAAUAGCUAGAAUCAGUUUAGAUUUAGUGAAUGAAUACAAGUUUACUUGAAUGUCACUGAACAGUCGUACUGCAUGCCGGUUUCUCUAAACUCUCUAUAUAAAGACCAAGUCCACUUGGCCAUGGAACAAAAACCAGCAUUCUUAAAUCAUUAACACGUCAUUACGUCAUAUUUUCAGUGUAUCAUUAUAAAAACAAGUUUGUAAAUACCUAUAUACUGUAUUUACUAAUUACUAUAUAUUUAUUUGUUUUGACAAACCCUGUCAUUGAUUUGUCAUUUUCUUCAUGAUCAAAUCGAUUUUGUAUGCUACAAAAUCCGCUAUUAUUAUAUCUAUUAAAGUGAAGUAGCAAAAUACUAAACGGGAUUGAUAUAUAAGAGUUCACUUUCAUACACCUUAUAUAUCAAUUAUUACA
Molecule: messenger RNA, 3705 nt
Organism: Dendronephthya gigantea
Lineage: Eukaryota; Metazoa; Cnidaria; Anthozoa; Malacalcyonacea; Nephtheidae
Exons: 3
Coding region: 202-2283 (693 amino acids)
Biological process (GO): proteolysis
Molecular function (GO): cysteine-type peptidase activity
Source: RefSeq, a predicted model, not a curated record